AUGCAAUCGGCAAACGUCGACAUGGAUUUUUGUUCUUAUUCAUUAUUAUUAGAAAAAUCUGAUCAAGAACAUAUUCAAUCAAAAUUUUCAAAUACUAAAUCCAAACAGAUUUUAUCAGGAUUCGUAAAUGUUCAUUCAAAACGUUCUCGAAAAUCUUCUUGUCCUUAUCCUAUUCGAAAUCGUCAUCGUCAUCGACGUAUACCAUUGACAUUUGAUACAACUCAUAUAUCAAAAGAUUCAAAUGAACUUAAAAAUCAAUUAAUUGUGAAUAAUAAAAAAAUUAAUAUUGAAUCAUUAAAACCAAUCGAAAACAUAACACAAGAAGAAGAUUAUUUGACAAAAUCACAUGAACAAAUUAAAGAAGAACAAGCACAAUUACAGAGAGCUAUUUAUAAUGCUAAACAAACACCAUUAAUUCCUUUAAUUGUUGACAUAGAUUAUCAUUCAUUAUUCAAUUUAUCACCACAACAGAAUGCUCUAUUGAUUAGUAUUAUCAAUUUAUUACGUAACAUUAGUGAAGAAUGUUCUUUUUUCGAACAAUUUCAAAUUUAA
This is a messenger RNA of Rotaria sp. Silwood1, 552 nucleotides long. Lineage: Eukaryota; Metazoa; Rotifera; Eurotatoria; Philodinida; Philodinidae. The record is from the annotation of a GenBank genome assembly.